Balaenoptera ricei (Rice's whale) is the source of this 489-nucleotide messenger RNA. Its product is annotated as mitochondrial intermembrane space import and assembly protein 40-like. Gene Ontology annotation, biological process: protein import into mitochondrial intermembrane space. Gene Ontology annotation, cellular component: mitochondrial intermembrane space. Lineage: Eukaryota; Metazoa; Chordata; Mammalia; Artiodactyla; Balaenopteridae. Gene Ontology annotation, molecular function: protein-disulfide reductase activity. The transcript has a single exon. The record is from RefSeq and is a predicted model, not a curated record. Bases 1 to 489 code for a protein of 162 amino acids.
AUGGAGGUCCGAGCGCCGGGCUGCACCGUGGCCCACUGCCGGCAGGAAGGGAAGGAUCGAAUCAUAUUUGUGACCAAAGAAGACCAUGAAACUCCAAGCAACGCGGCGCUGGUGGCCGACGACCCCAGUGAUCGGUACGAGGAGCACGGACUGAUCCUGCCCCACGGAGACAUCAGCUGGAACUGCCCUUGCCUUGGGGGCGUGGCCAGCGGCGCGUGUGGGGAACUGUUCAAGGCGGCCUUUUCCUGCUUCCACUGCAGCACAGAGGAUGUCAAGGGGUCGGACUAUGUAGACCAGUUCCAGGCCAUGCAGGAGUGCAUGCAGAAGUACCCGGACCUCUAUCCCCAGGAGGAGGAGGAGGAGGAGAAGCCAGCGGAUCGAUUAGAGGAAACGGCUGCCUCUGAGGCCACCACAACCAAAAAAGAGGAGGGGGUCCAGCUAAUGAAGGCCCGGGGCGCGCUGGGCUCCAGCCUCCUUCAGAGAGGAUGA